Molecule: messenger RNA, 689 nt
Organism: Papaver somniferum (opium poppy)
Lineage: Eukaryota; Viridiplantae; Streptophyta; Magnoliopsida; Ranunculales; Papaveraceae
Exons: 2
Coding region: 151-513 (120 amino acids)
Source: RefSeq, a predicted model, not a curated record
ACAGAGAGAGAGACCUCGAGAGAGAGACAGAGAGAGAUCGAGAGACGGGGAAGAACUGUGAAGUUGCAGAUCGAGAAGAGAAGAUAGAUGAGACGGAGAAGAUAAGAUUGGGGAAGAACUGUGAAGUUGCAGCGAAGAACAGAAUGUGUAAUGAAGAUAGGGAUUACUUUUUCACCAACAAAGAAGAUGAGGAAGGCCUUGUAUGCACCAACUACUGCAUCAAAGAAAUCUGCUGAUAUAUCACCAUUGUCAAAGGGAAAAGCAGCUGCUACUACACCAUCUUCUUCUUCAGCUGGUUCCCAGAAAAAGGGCAAGACAACUGCACAGUCCUCCUCUACUGCAGCUGAUGUUGGUGCUAAAAGGAAGGUGCCACAUCCAUCUACUUCUUCUACACCUUCUACUUCCUGUUUUAAUCAGACUUAUAAUGGUCCUGUUAAGAUUUCUAGCCAAACAAUCAACAUUACUGAACCAUCAUCAAAAAGGGUUAGAAAGCCUAAUUCUAAAUAUCAGUAAUGUCAGUUUUUGGGCUCCUUUUCAAUUAUGUUUUUUUAGCAUUUCUGGACCUAUGAAGUUUUAAUGACAGAUAUACUAGUAGCUAGUUUAUGUUUAAGAAUUUUAACUGUCUUUUGUUUAUGAAUCUAUAGUUUUAUUUAGUAAGUAUGGAUUCAGAACAUGGUUUUAUUUUUUAA